Messenger RNA from Pygocentrus nattereri (red-bellied piranha), 10292 nucleotides. RefSeq names its product ATPase phospholipid transporting 11A (gene atp11a). Gene Ontology annotation, biological process: phospholipid translocation. Gene Ontology annotation, molecular function: ATP binding; ATP hydrolysis activity; magnesium ion binding. The record is from RefSeq and is a predicted model, not a curated record. Gene Ontology annotation, cellular component: plasma membrane; endoplasmic reticulum; trans-Golgi network. The transcript is spliced from 30 exons. NCBI's taxonomy places the organism in Eukaryota, Metazoa, Chordata, Actinopteri, Characiformes, Serrasalmidae. The coding region runs from base 427 to 4059 and encodes 1210 amino acids.
CAGACAGAGACAGAGAAAAAAGGAGACCAAGGCAGAUCCUCUAUACGAUCUUCGUUUGAAGACACUUGUCCAGGACGAAGUAGCCUUCUUUCAGCCCUUCAAGACCGAGGGCUUGCUUGUCUCGGGAGACGUUAACGGCUAACGGCGAGGUGCGCGCGAAGCCCUAAUAUGAAUAUGACAACGUUCGGACUCCUGCAUUUGUAACUGCAAGUGGAGACAGUUAAAUACCUGGAAGAAGAAAAGAGCCUAGUUAGCCGUGCCGUGCCAUCUCUUGUCAGUCCCAGAGGAGGAAGAGCGUCAGACAGAGCAGACCAGAGCGGACCAUGGAGAAGAACAGAGUCAGCUAGCGUUACAUACACAUAUACAACCCCGAAGACCCGAGGAGAAGACGAAGGCAACGCGGCGGCGGGGACCGGCUGAAGGAGGAUGGAUUUUAGCACGAUUAGGAACCUCAUCAGCCGAUACUGUGCGGGGGAGGAGAACUGGGUGGACAGCAGGACUGUGUAUAUUGGUCAUAAAGUGCCGCCGCCAGGCACUGAGGCCUACAUCCCUCAGAGAUACCCUGACAACAGGAUAGUCUCCUCUAAGUACACUUUUUGGAACUUUAUACCGAAGAAUUUGUUUGAGCAGUUUAGAAGAAUUGCUAAUUUCUAUUUCCUUAUUAUUUUUCUUGUUCAGUUGAUUAUUGACACUCCCACCAGUCCCAUCACCAGUGGUUUGCCGCUCUUUUUUGUCAUCACCGUGACAGCCAUCAAACAGGGCUAUGAGGACUGGCUGAGGCACAAGGCAGACAAUGCCAUCAACCAGUGUCCAGUUCAUGUGGUCCAGCACGGUAAAGUGGUGCGGAAGCAGAGCCGCAAGCUGCAGGUGGGUGACGUGGUUUUGGUGAAGGAGGAUGAGACAUUCCCCUGUGACCUCAUCCUGCUGUCCACCAGCAGAGACGACGGAACCUGUUUCGUCACCACUGCCAGCCUAGAUGGAGAGUCCAGUCAUAAGACCUAUUAUGCAGUUCAGGACACCAAGGCAUUCAACACAGAAGAGGAAGUGGAUACAAUACAGGCCACUAUAGAAUGUGAACAACCACAACCAGACCUGUACAAAUUUGUGGGACGCAUCAAUAUUUAUUUGGACCGAGAUGAGCCUAUUGCUCGACCUCUGGGUUCUGAGAACCUGCUGCUGCGAGGGGCCACCCUGAAAAACACAGAGUACAUAUACGCUGUGGCUAUCUACACGGGCAUGGAGACCAAAAUGGCCCUGAACUACCAGUCCAAAUCCCAGAAACGCUCCGCUGUAGAAAAGUCAAUGAAUGCAUACCUGAUUGUUUACUUAUGCAUCCUGAUCAGUAAAGCACUGAUCAAUACGGUCUUUAAGUACGUGUGGCAGGCUGACCCGAACAGAGACGAGCCCUGGUACAACCAAAAAACAGAGACCGAGAGACAACGGCACAUAUUAAUAAGAGCAUUUACAGACUUCCUGGCUUUCAUGGUCCUCUUCAACUACAUCAUUCCUGUCUCUAUGUAUGUUACGGUGGAGAUGCAGAAAUUCCUGGGCUCCUACUUCAUCUCGUGGGAUGAUGAGAUGUUUGAUGAGGAGUUGGGCGAGGGAGCCCUUGUCAACACGUCAGAUCUUAAUGAAGAACUCGGACAGGUGGAGUAUGUCUUCACAGAUAAAACAGGAACACUGACUGAAAACAACAUGGAGUUCAUAGAGUGCUGUGUAGAUGGCCAUGUGUACGUGCCACACGCGAUCUGCAAUGGACAGAUCAUGUCAGGAGCCUCUAGCAUAGACAUGAUUGACUCUUCACCCAGCGCUGAGGGCAAGGAGCAUGAGGAGCUGUUUUUCCGGGCGCUGUGUUUGUGUCACACAGUGCAGGUGAAGGAGGAGGAGACGGUGGAUGGCAUUAAGAGGGGGAUUCACCAGGGUAAAGCCACGUCUUUCUACAUCUCCUCCUCUCCUGACGAGGUGGCGCUGGUGGAGGGCAUGAAGAGGCUUGGAUUCACUUAUCUGCGGCUGAAGGACAACCACAUGGAAAUCCUAAACAGGGAGGAUGAGAUUGAGAGGUUUGAGUUGCUGGAGGUGUUGAACUUUGACUCUGUAAGAAGGAGAAUGAGUGUUAUAGUCAGGUCCAACUCAGGGGAGUUGUACCUGUUCUGUAAAGGUGCUGACUCUUCCAUUUUCCCACGGGUCAUCUCAGGGAAAGUGGACCAAGUUCGGGCGCGAGUAGAGCACAAUGCUGUGGAGGGUUUACGGACACUUUGUGUGGCCUAUAAAAGGCUGAGUCGGGAGGAGUAUGAGCAAGUGUGUCAUCUUCUCAGCAGUGCUAAGCUGGCUUUGCAGGACCGAGACAAGAAGCUGGCUGAGGCUUACGACGUCAUUGAGAGAGAUUUCAUCCUGCUCGGAGCCACGGCCGUUGAGGACAGGCUGCAGGACAAAGCAGCGGAUACCAUUGAGUCUCUGCACAAGGCUGGGAUGAAGGUGUGGGUCCUGACAGGGGACAAAAUGGAGACAGCAGCAGCCACCUGCUACGCUAGCAAGCUUUUCCGCCGCAACACGCAAAUCCUGGAGCUAACCACCAAGCGCACAGAGGAGCAGAGCCUGCACGACGUCCUGUUCGAUCUGAGCAGGACCGUGCUCCGACAGCAUGGCAGCAUGACCCGAGACACGUUCUCUGGUCUGUCCAGUGAUUUUCAGGACUAUGGGCUGAUUAUUGAUGGAGCAACGCUGUCUGCGGUGAUGAAGCCAGCGCAGGAGGGCAGCGGCACUGGAGGAAACUACAAGGAGAUCUUUCUGGAGAUCUGCAGAAACUGCAGUGCUGUGCUCUGCUGCCGCAUGGCACCACUUCAGAAGGCACAGAUUGUUAAGCUGAUCAAGGCCUCCAAAGAGCACCCCAUCACUCUGGCCAUCGGGGACGGGGCCAAUGAUGUCAGCAUGAUUCUGGAAGCUCACGUGGGCAUAGGCAUCAUGGGUAAGGAGGGGCGCCAAGCAGCACGUAACAGCGACUAUGCAAUUCCAAAGUUCAAACACCUGAAAAAGAUGCUUCUGGUGCAUGGACACUACUACUAUAUCAGAAUAUCUGAGCUGGUGCAGUACUUCUUCUACAAGAAUGUGUGUUUCAUCUUUCCUCAGUUCCUUUAUCAGUUUUUCUGUGGCUUCUCCCAGCAGCCACUGUACGACACAGCAUAUCUCACUCUGUACAAUAUCAGCUUCACCUCCUUGCCCAUCCUGCUCUAUAGUCUUAUUGAGCAGCACAUCAACAUGGACAUCCUAAAACGAGACCCCUCUCUAUAUAGAGAUAUUGCAAAGAAUUCACUGCUGCAAUGGCCAAUCUUUGUUUAUUGGACGUUUCUGGGGGUCUUUGAUGCAGUGGUUUUCUUUUUCGGCGCGUUCUUCCUGUUUGACAACACCACCUUCACCAGCAAUGGACAGCUAAUGGCCACCAACACACAGAUGAUGUUUGGAAACUGGACGUUUGGAACGUUAGUGUUCACAGUGCUGGUAUUUACAGUCACGUUAAAGCUCGCUCUUGACACACACUACUGGACGUGGAUCAACCACUUUGUUAUAUGGGGUUCGCUGCUUUUCUACGUGAUCUUCUCACUCCUCUGGGGGGGCAUCAUUUGGCCAUUCCUGAACUAUCAGAGGAUGUACUACGUCUUCAUGCAGAUGCUGGCCAGUGGGCCUGCCUGGCUCAGUAUCAUACUGCUGAUUAUGGUUAGCCUGCUGCCGGACGUGGUCAAGAAGGUCCUGUGUAGGGCGCUGUGGCCCACCACCACUGAGAGAAUACAGAAUGCAGAUAAACUCUACAAGGGUCACCUGUCAGAGUUCACCCCACUCUCCUCCCUCCACGCUCCACCUGUCCACGGACGGGGCCACAACGAGGGCCAGAACCACACCCACCGCAGGUCUGUCUCCUCCCCUCCCAAAAAAGUGAUGUACACCCACUGGGGGGGUGGGCCCAACUACUGCACUUUCCGCUCCUUCCUUCCGUUCGGGGAAAACCCGAGGCUGUCUGGGGUGGGCUACGCCUACACCGCACCCGGGCCUGAAACGUCCGUCUGAAAGUAGGAGAAACUGAAAUAGUUUGGACUAGCCUGCUGGUCUAGAUGGACUAAACGUCUAGACAGUCCUACGUUGACACUGGGAUGCCCCUUAGACUGGCAUAUGUGAACGUAGAACUGAUCCUGAAUUGAUACCUAUGAAAAAGUUGGUUGUCGAAGUUCACACUUGAAGUGCACGCUCAGUACUCCAAGGCAACACACAGCAACAGGGCUGGCUGUUGCUUGGUGCUUUGGAGUGAGGCCAGAUUGGCAGCUCUACAGGAGGGUUCAAAGUGCUGUGCUGAGGGGGGCCUUGGGACCCUUUUACCUUGAUUCACCUGUGUAGGGCAUGUGUGUGUGUUUGUGUGUGUGUGUGUGUGUGUGUGUGUGUUACCCUCAGCUGUUCCUUCUCUCAUCCCAUAUACAAAUUACUUGAAACUAAUACCCAUGCAUUGAGCAGUUCCCCUCUCAAUGUCAAAAAACAUGGUAAUACUUUUUUGUUGUCAUAUUCAUAAGGCUAUUUGACACCUAAAUAAGCUCUUCAUGGCCACUGACUUAAUUGACCAUAAACAUUUAUAAUAUAUUAGUUUGUUUCAAUAUGCUUUAUCUGUCAGAAAGGUUGCAUUUGUUAGCUUUGAUGUCAAGUUAAUAUAACACUUUUUUUUCUGACAUUAGGUUGUGUCAUGACACUUUUGGGUGUGAAAUGUCAUAGCAUGUUAUGACAACUGACUGAUCAGCAAUUGAAAGUGGUAUAUAAAUAUUAAUUGUAACAAAUGUUAACAGUAAAUCGUUAUAUGAAAGCAUAAUUACACUUAACAGUUUUGAGGAUGUGACAUGCCUUCUGUAUACAGAAUUGUUAACAUGUUUCUCAAAGGAUUAAUAGGUUGAGAGGUUGUUCUGUCUAAGUUAUCUAGUGCAGUGUUUUUCUUUGACUGUGGGCCAUGGUGGUAUUGCUAGAGGGUCUUUUUUAUAUUGCAACAUAUUCAUAUUUAACUGAACCAACCGUUUUAAAUAUGACAGUUAUUACUGUUGUGAAAAUUAAUUAUGCAGAGACAUAAAAAAAAAAUACCUCAGUAGGUCAAGUUGUGUUUGAUUGUAUGGAUUCAUCCAGCAAGGAUAAAUGUUUACAUACAGAAAAUUUUAGAUGGUGGUUUAUUAUAUUACAUGAUUGACCAGUCAAGAGAAAUUUGUUAGGCUAUUCAAUUCAGUUCAGUUUAAAUGUAGAUGUAUGGUGCUUCUUUUUUUUUUUUUUUUUUUUAAGUGGUUUUUUGUGGGAUGCAAAAGAUUUUGUGGUCAGUUGUUUGAUUGAGAGAUUGAAAACCCCUGGUCCACUGACUUGUAAACUAGCCAGCCAUUGAGCCAUUGCUAAUUAUAACUAUGGUUACAAACAGUUCUUUAUAAAACACUUUAUAAAACUUCACAAAAGUGUCAUGUCACAACCCAGUGUCUGAAAAAUUCUGUCAUCUGACAUGGAACUUGACAUCAAAGCUGACCAAAGCAGCACUCGUGACAGAUGACCGGGGGAUGAUUGGAAUAUGUAUGUAUAAAUGUUUAUGUAGGUUUAUGCCAGCUGUCAUGAAGGGCUUGUGUAGGUGUUGUGGUCUUGGGAGCGCACAACAGCAAAGUGUUACCAAAAAUACUUACCCCAUAGUGCACAUAGUACACUCUGAAUGUGGAUAAAUGUUUGGCAUUUACAAUGGCCUUGCAUGCUCUGAUAACUGAUCCUCAUUUUUUCCUCUUUUUUCUCUUCAUUUUCUCCUGUUUUUCUUCUCUCUCUUUCUUUUUCUUUUCUUUUGUUUUUAUGUAGAACAAACUGGUGUUGCCUUUGUGCAAAUCUGUUUUUGAGGAACACCCCAUAAGGCGUUGUUAUUUUUCACUGUAAGUGGCUGAACUCUGGCCAGUGUUGCCUCUUCACUAGACUAGACUAGUCAAGGCUGUGUCGUGAGCCUGCACGUGUCUGGGGUCUUGGAGCUGUAACUGGACUGUCACAACAUUUUCUUCCAAAAUACAACACCAAAUGAAGUAGCUUAGCUCCUACAGUGAGACUUUGAUGAGACAUUAACUCUAUCGCUAAAAUAUAGGGAUGCACGAUGAUAUCGGAAUCAUAUCAGCAGAUACUUACUUAAAAAAUGAUUGGACAGAUGUUAAGAUUUUACUAAUAUGUCUAAACAAUAUAUGAUGACAUAUUUAUUGUUCUACAGAAUAACAGAAUGUUUAGACGAUGAAAUGCUAUGAAAAUCAAAGUUGCAUUUCCCUGUAAUGCUAAUUCAGGUAGAUAAAGUCCCUGUUUCUUCAUUUUAUUAAUGCUUAUGUAUCGGUAUUGGCAGAUAUGUACAUAAAAAAUUUCGGACAUUGGGAUUAGCUCACUUCCCAUAGUAGUGCAUCCCUAUUGCAGUCUAGAACAACAUUUCUCAACUCAAGUCCUGGAGGAAAACACAAAACUACAGUGUAGGUGGUUCUCCAAGGCUAAGGUUAGGAAAUGCUGGUCUAGAACCAUGCGGUUCCAUGUUGUCAUGACAGCUAGUUUGUUAUUGUUAAGCAUAGUUGCGUAGAGAUUGGCUUUAGAACCCGUCAACCCCUUCCCUUAAAAACAAUCUUUUUAUUUGAGCCUCUCAUAAAACCAGAAACAAGAAGCUAGCAGCUUCACUAGGAGGUUUUGAUAACAGAGCUGACUAUCUACCUUAGCAUCCAUGUUGUUCUGCCUUAAUGCCACAAUAUUUCCCAUGAUUCAUAAUGUAGUUUGAACACCAAAGGUUGUAAAAUAAGAGUAAACUAGUCUCAUUUUUGCCUUAUAAUACAGAAUGAGGGAGUGGGGAACGGGUUAUUAGAAGAAUCCCACCGCACUGCCUUAAGUUCACAUGUUGCACCAGCAGAGGGAUAAAGAAAGAUAGCAUUGAUGGAAAGUACCUUUUUAGGCUGAUCUGACAUCAGUUUUUCCUGACUUUAAUUACAGUGUUUAUGGUUUUUAAUGAGUUGUCAUGGUUUAGCAUAAAAAGGUGGGCUUCUUGCUGGAGAGAUAGGUAGCAGUAGUGUAGUUCUCAUGAUGUCUGCCACUGCUAGCUUAGCAACCCAAUGCUCUUGAUUACUUGUUUGUUGCUGACAAAUUCUUUUAGCCUCUAACCGUUUUGCAAUUUAUUUUCUCAGUGCCUAACUUUCAUAUUAGCAUAAGCAUAUUGUACAUAGCUAUAUCACACUCCUCAUGAAUAUAGAUUUCUAAUACCAUGUUGGAGCUUUUUGUCGCUAAGCUAGCUUCAUACUGCCAUUGACUACCAGAUAAUCUUUCAACGUCAUGGGUCAGCUGUCCAGUUCACCAUUUAAUGUGGUAAAGCAGAUUUGCUCUAGGCCACAUCUCAAAUGGAUUACUGUCCACUAUGUGUAUUAUUUCCCUUUAAUGGUCAGAUUCCCUAGCUAGACUAUGUAUUUGUCAUAGUGGACAGAAGAGCCAUUUUAAGAUUCACCCCUGUAAGCGUGAUUCUUGCAUCUGGUGUGUGGCUUUAUAAACAAUAAAAGCAUCCUAUUAACAUUGAAAAUUCUUACAGUAGAUGAUCAUGGAACAACUCCUAGAGCAGUUGAACUGGAAAACUGAGCUGAAUCUGAAUUGGAAAAAUGUCCAGUAUGAACACAUUCAGAUCCACAUUCCAAUUCAGGUUCUCGAAUGCUUUAAAGUAAGCAUGCAUUUUAUGUAGCUCACUCAUCUCACCAGUUUGUCUUUGUGCCUUUUGUUUCCUUUCAUUUUACAUUCCAUUUUCCUCCUCUUUUGUCCUUGCUUGCUUCCUCAGGUGUCUUCUGGUUUCUUCCCUUCUUUCACUGUCUGUCUUUAACACCAUCACAUGGCCAAGCAUCCAUCUCAGAAGUCAUAACAGUCAUCCAUGGCAGAGUCAGUGAGAGGGGGAGUGGGGGAGGGUGUUGGAGGUUAAGAGAGCAGGUGUUGAUUGCUAAGAAGACCAAUGUUCAGAUAGUGUUACUGCAUUAUUAUUAUUAUUAUUAUUAUUAUUGUUUUUUUUAUGUCUUAGCUGCUUGUGAGUAGGUGCCUUCUGGUGCUUCCUAAGAAGUACCUGAGUUUAUGUACAACCUUUUAAAUGUUAUAUUAGGAAGAGGUCAUGAUGCAUGUAUAUUUUUCUCCAAAUCUGGUAGAAUAUAUAUGAGGAAUGUCCAAGUGAAUGCUUUGAUUUCCCCCCCCCCCCCCCCCCCCAUGUGUGACGUUCAGUUAUGGAAGAGGGUGCUUCUUUUGGAAAGAUGUAAAUUUCUUAGAUGAUGAAAGUUUAAAUGUUUGUCACAAUCAAAAUUAAAAUGCUAGAAUGUUCUAUUUCAUGCAUACAUAUAUCUAUAUAUAUAUCGAUGUGUGUCCAUGAGGUUUACAAUUGUCUAAUGAGUGAAUGGAUGGAUGAGUGAAUGAGUGAAGGAAUGAAUGAAUGAACAACCUAACUUGGUGAAUGGGUGUCUUUGCUUCUGGUCCAAAGGUAUAUUGCUCUAAUGUGACAGAAUGUAAUCAUUGUCAGUCCUCACUCAGAAACACGCGUUCAUAGGUUAUCAGCGUGUGAGUUAUCAUGAGUAUUUGCAUGUUCUGUGUUGCGGAGGUAACAGUGUAGCUGCUGAGCUGAACAAACCAUGUUUAUGUAUGUUGCAUCAUAUUCUCAUUGUAAUCCACUGUCUCCUCUGACACGCUUGUGUUUUGAUUUGUCACAGAGUGCUGCGAAUGCUAAGAUGUGUCCUGACUCAGUGUUAUGAGCUACACUUACUGUACCUAAUUCUAAACUCCUCUUUUGAAACCUACUUAUCUAACUUGAAACCUGAAACCAAACAAGGGCAUAUUUAUAUACUCUGUAGGUUAUAACUUUCAAGUAACACUCAUUUGCUUACAUAUGGUUACCAUUCUAUGGUUGAAUUUAGCACUAUUUCUUUUAAACCACUAUACAAUGAUUUUGGGUUGUAAGAGCCUAAAACUGGUGUGGCACUGAAAGAAUAACAGAGCUUAUUCGUUUGUUUAUUUAUUCUGUCAAUGUUGCUGAGAGUUGUUUUUUUUUUUUUUUCUUCAUGAUUUUGAAUGUAAAAAAAAACAAAGGAACAGUUCGCUCAAAAAAUGCUAACGUUGCUAGCAAACAGAAGAAAAUAGCGGAUAGUUAGCAGAUGCUAAUUUCUACAGUGGCUGUGAGCUUCUCCUCAUAGUUAGCCACAUUAGCGCGUUUGGUCGAGCUGUUCCUUUGGAAAAAUCCAAGCCACUUCAUCUUGCUCUAUGUGAAAUGUAAGUGUUGUCACUGGAUAUGGUGCGAACAAUAACAGCAAUGAUGGGAAUUAGCGGAGCUAAUUUCUCCGUACAGCGCUUCAGGAUGGGGCUACGAGAACAAACAGCUCCCUUACAAAUGUGUUGUAUGAAGAGCAAGAAAGCUGUGUUGCUCUUUGUGAGCUUUUCCCGCCAAGCCACUGUACCACAUCAGAACUUCUUGGGUAACCCAGGAAUCACUCCCUGGACGCUGGGCUUUCCUGAAUGUAGCCUAGCGCCGGCUAACACUGGAUUCUAUCCUAAGACUGUCAGACAUGUAGGUAUUUUGUAUCUUAUGGGGGUGGGGGGGGGGCAUUUUGCUACUUUUUGUAUUCAGAGGUUCAACAGUACUACUUACUUGUCUCAAUUUAGAGUAUUGCUUUCAGUUUUAUACCAACCAAAAUGAGAGACAUAGCAGAAAACUUCCAUGUUAAAAACAACAAAAGGAAAAGGCUAAAAAUGGCUUUGACCUUCUUUCUUUUUGACUUUAAACUUUACGGUUUUGAUUAGAAAUGUCGACGUGCACUGUUUCUAUGAGGAUGUAUACGUGACACUUGCUCACACUGACAAUAGUCAGACACUUUGACGUACAUUUGCUGCUGUUCUAAAAGUGUGACCAAAUACUCUUCUAUUCUACACGACUACUGUUUUCUUUUGAGGCUUUACUGACUCUAGUGGGGCUAAAUCAAUGCCAGCCUAUUCAGAUUAACCGAAUGUGUAUUUGCAUUUUUGUUUGUUUUGUUUUUUUAAUUCAUCAGCACAAUAUGUGAUGUUGCUCUUAACUGAAUACAUACUGUAUAUUUAAAUGUAUACUGUACAGCAUAUAUGUAGUAAUAUGAAUCAAUGUACAGUUUGGGGGUCUUUUUGUAUACAGUUUUUAACAGAUUGGUAUCUGUAGAUAUAUGUGGAUUUUUGCCAGCUUUUCUGUAGCUAUUAACAGCAAAAAAAACUGUAAAUUUGCUUGUAAUAAACAGAAAAACACCAAAAAAAUAUCA